CUGGAGAGCUAGUGUCCCCGAUCUUCCUGUUCACAGCCGGUUGAGCUGAGGGGUAGGGGGCGAGUCAGGGGUCCCCUAAUCCUGCAUAGGCUCCUAGUGGCGUCUAGCUUCGGAACAGCAGCUAAACAGGCAGGGUCUGGUGCUCGGGUUGUCCGUUCUUCCCUGUCUUCCUCGCCACUCUUGAGCUGUCCUACAGGACCCAGGGAUCUGCAGGAGGGACCUGAGCCGCGGCGCGAGGAUGGGAAACAGCGCCCUCCGCGCUCAUGUGGAAACCGCGCAAAAAACCGGUGUCUUUCAACUUAAGGACCGCGGGCUGACUGAGUUCCCUUCAGAGUUGCAGAAGCUGACGAGCAAUCUCAGGACCAUCGACUUAUCCAACAACAAGAUAGAGAGCCUACCGCCCAUGAUUAUAGGGAAGUUCACUCUGCUGAAGAGCCUCUCCUUGAACAACAACAAACUGAAUAUUCUCCCUGAUGAGUUACACAAUCUGAAAAAACUAGAGACACUAAGCUUAAACAACAAUCACUUGAGAGAACUGCCCUCUACCUUUGGGCAACUGUCUGCCCUCAAGACCCUGAGCCUCUCUGGAAACCAGCUACGAGCACUACCACCCCAACUUUGUAGCCUGCGGCACCUGGAUGUGGUGGAUCUCUCCAAGAACCAGAUUCGGAGCAUACCUGACAUGGUCGGGGAACUGCAGGUCAUCGAACUUAACCUCAACCAGAAUCAGAUAUCUCAGAUUUCAGUAAAGAUAUCUUGCUGUCCUCGUCUUAAAGUUCUUCGCCUGGAAGAGAACUGCCUUGAGCUCAGCAUGCUUCCACAGAGCAUCCUCAGCGAUUCCCAGAUCUGCCUGCUUGCUGUGGAAGGCAACCUUUUUGAAAUAAAGAAGCUUCGAGAACUAGAAGGCUAUGAUAAGUAUAUGGAGAGGUUCACGGCCACCAAGAAGAAGUUUGCAUGACGUUCUCCAUAAGCAUGGGAAUCCUCGUAGAACAUUUGGAACCUGUUGCAACUGGCUCAAUCAAAGGCUCUUAUUGUUGUCAAGGAUAUCUGCAGUAAGGAGCUGAUACUUCAGGAGAUUAUGUUUUAUUUGAUCUUUUUUCCUUUCCAGGACUUAUCUGAAAUAAGCUAAAAGGAAUCAAUAAACAAGAAAUUUACCCUUUUGAGGCAUGGAUAGGGCAGUGGACAAUGUUGAUCUUCAAAAGCAUCAUUAGUUUGGCUUUAAGAAGUCAAUAGCUAGUUGCUAUUUAUACAGUGAGGAGGGGAUGCUGCCUGCUAAUAGCUCCAAUACCACAGCUUGAAAUUUCAUGUUUAGUUUUAACGUGUGAGCUCUCACAAAAUUAGCUGCCAUCCCACUUCUGUUGACAUUUCACAUUUUUAUGAAAUUCAAGUAACUUGUCAGAGGCUGCUAUGGUAAUCUAAGGAUUUGUGUUUUAUGCCAGUCCAUCCGUUCAACUAUAGUAUUUAUACUUUGACUUUAGGGUCUAUAUAAAUAUGUGACUGUCUUGAGUAAAAGUGUACUUUGUCGGAGAAGCACCAAUACAACACUAAGAGAUGGAUCCCAAGGCUGCAGUAGCAAAUUCUUUACUAUUGCAGGUGCCUUAUUGGUAGAGGGCUUGGAGAGCUAAAACCAUAUAUGCAAAAUUUGUAAGAUAAAAAAGAAUUUAAUAAUCAAGAUUUUCCUGAAGCUUUGUUAGAAAUAAUGUCUUAUUUCUGGUAAUCCUUUUCCUCUUUUUGUAUUUAUAAGUCUACUAAUCAAAUUAUUAUCAAAAAACUACUGCAAUUAUUUUAAAACAACCUAUGUUUAUCAAGUUUAUUCUCUGAAUGAGAAAAUAUACCAAAUAAAGAAUUUUUAAUGAACUUUAUGGCUGGAAGAAAUGCUUAUCCUUUAAAAGAAGACAGGAGAACUUGAACCGGUAAAGACCUGUUCCCUAAAGUAAGCUGACCGGGAAGAAGUGGUUCAUGUUCAGGCUGCGUGAGUACUGCAGUGCCUUCACGCGACCGACAGACAUUUUGUGGCAGUGGAGCCGUGCUUAUUAAGAGGAACUUAAUAGAGGUACAAAGGUAGACGGUUUCAGAUUGUUACUGACACGGACAUUUAGAAGCUCCCACUCUGUCAUUUUCUGAAGUUUUGUCUUAGUCAAGCAGCUAUUAUUUACCAUGCAUUGAGUUCUUGUUUUACAAACCUACUUUGACCUUUAAGUCAAGAGAUCAUAAGAGCCUAGUAUUUAAUCUAUUAGGGGAAGUCUCUCUGACUUUAAUUCUGGUCUAGGGAUUCUGUUUUCCCAUGUUAUUUUCUGUUUCUCAAUUUGGGGAGGAAUAGGAGUACCAGUUUAUCAUUACUGAUUUUUUUUCUAAAUCAACUUUUAUGCUUAACCUUAUUGAAUACUGACUGAACAUUUUCUCUAAAUAUUUUGUAAGUACUUAUCUAAUAAAUCAGAACUUACAAAUUAAACUUAAAUGUCCCCAGCCACUUAAUUGCUAAUUGGAAUUUUUAAAAUCCCCACCCCUAUGACAGUCGAUGACUACUACCUUUCAAGACCUAGACCCAGCCUUAUUUCCAGAUACCCUUUCUUCAUUCUCAUUUGCCUGCCUAGUUAUACCAUAUUAUUCUGCUCCUUAAACCCACAGUGAAAUGUCUCUCUUUUAACUGCCUUUACAUUGUUUGCUCAGUUAAAACAAUUACUAAUGUCCCCCUUACUAGCAUGCUCCUUCCCUCUGUCUAAGCAAAUUCACUGCUCCUCCAUCUGUUACGAUAGCACUUCGCACAUUCUGUAGCCAUCUGUCUCUUGUUAAACUGAAUGACUUGAGGGCAGGAACUAUCUAAAGUAAUAUGCCCAGAGUUAUAGUACAUAAGUAUUUAGACAAAUAUGAGCUCACAAAGUACGUUGACUUGUGGUCUGGAAACCCACAUUCUGGUGGCCACCAGCCCUAAGUCACUUACAUUCUUUCAGAACCUGGUUGGAAGUCAUUGUAGAAUACUGAGUAAGAUCAUAGCCCUUGGAGUCAGAAAGAUCCUAGUUUGAAUUCAAAGUCUAUCAUUUACUAGCUUAUGAAUUAAAGCAAUUUAUUCUCAUCUGUGAUAUGGGCAAUACCUCCUACCUCUCACAUAUGUUAGGAGGAUUGGUGAAAAGAUACAUAAAAAGGCAUUUAGCACAGUGCCCACGACAGAGUAAGCACUCAAUAAAUGGUGCCAUUUAUUUCAUCUGUAAGGUAUUAAAAUAGAAUUUAGCAAGCUUGGAGGGGUGUCCAGCCCACAGCUCACGGGCCACAUGCAGCUCAGGAUGGCUAUGAAUGCGGCCCACACAAAAUUGUAAAUUUACUUAAAACAUUGUGAGAUUUUUUUUGUGAUUACUUGUCGCAACAUAUUUAAUGUGUGACCCAAGAUAACUCUUCUUCUUCCAGUGUGGCCCAGAUACACCAAAAGGAUGGACACCCCUGCUGCAGAAAUGGAAGGCUUUGAUCAGACACCAAGUUAAAAAGGAUAAGAACCAAAUGGCUAGAGAAUAAGGAACUUGGAUAUCAAGCUGAGAAAUAUAACUCUGACUACGAAUGUAGUUGGGAUAACUUAGAAUUUUAGCAAGAGAGUGACCUAAAGAAACAAAUUCUAAGUACAAUUGGGUAUAGGAUAUCCGGGAAGUAGAAAUUUAAGUUAAAAGGAUAUUCACAACUCACACAUGACAUGAACAUAUCUAGAGUUGAAGUAGUAAUAAAAGAUAAAUUAAAACUGAA
Phyllostomus hastatus (greater spear-nosed bat) is the source of this 3729-nucleotide messenger RNA. It is a transcript of the gene LRRC57, whose product is annotated as leucine rich repeat containing 57. The coding region runs from base 239 to 958 and encodes 239 amino acids. NCBI's taxonomy places the organism in Eukaryota, Metazoa, Chordata, Mammalia, Chiroptera, Phyllostomidae. The transcript has 6 exons. The record is from RefSeq and is a predicted model, not a curated record. Gene Ontology annotation, molecular function: protein binding.